CUUCGUCUCUGAGGUCAGUGUUUCAGCUCCUUGAACGAUAUAUACGAUCUUAUCGAUUUCGCAUUAUUCUAUCUUAGGCUAUGUAUAUGACUGUCGAACUUAGUUUUACCGCCGCCGAUUUGGCUUCGUUAUAUUUUCCCUAGUAGAAUUAAUUGUUUAGGUGUUUGCUAAGCUCAUUUGCAUGACUUAUAUUGGCAGAUAAUAAGGACUUGUGUAUUUUUCCAUCGUUAAAAGGCAUUUCAAAGAGACAAUAUGUCAGGUGAUGAGGCUGCCCCUGUUGUUGUUCCUCCCCCCGUUGCUGAGCCAGCGGCCAUCCCAGAGGACAUGGACUUAAUGACUGCAUUGGAGUUGACUCUUAGGAAAGCUCGUGCUUAUGGUGGUGUUGUUCGUGGUCUCCAUGAGUGUGCUAAGCUUAUUGAGAAGCGUGUGGCUCAACUCGUUGUCUUGGCUGAAGACUGCAACCAGCCUGAUUAUGUCAAGCUUGUGAAGGCUCUCUGUGCUGAUCACGAAGUCAGGUUGCUAACAGUUCCAAGUGCCAAGACCCUUGGCGAAUGGGCUGGUCUCUGCAAGAUUGAUUCUGAGGGUAAUGCCAGGAAGGUUGUUGGAUGCUCAUGUCUUGUUGUCAAGGACUUCGGCGAGGAGACAACUGCCCUCAGUAUCGUCAAUAAGCAUAUUGCUUCUCAAUAAAAUGCCAUGAAGCAUAUCUAAACUCGGAUUUCAUAUGUUUUCCACCCCCAAUGCUGUUUUCUCUUGGUUUUGAUAUAUUAUCUAAUAUUUAGCGGACAGCUCUUGAGAUUUGUUUGGAACAUGAUCAAGUUUUGUUGUUAUCUAGACUUUACUCUUCCAAGGCCAAAUUUGCUUGAGAUUUAUUUGGCUCAUUACUCUUCAUCAUAAUUUUUUUUUUCCUAUUAACCUAUAUGGUUUCUACUUAACUAAUAUAGUUGAGAGAGUGAAAGCAUU
Messenger RNA from Arabidopsis thaliana (thale cress), 960 nucleotides. Its product is annotated as Ribosomal protein L7Ae/L30e/S12e/Gadd45 family protein. The record is from RefSeq and is marked reviewed. The coding region runs from base 253 to 687 and encodes 144 amino acids. NCBI's taxonomy places the organism in Eukaryota, Viridiplantae, Streptophyta, Magnoliopsida, Brassicales, Brassicaceae. Gene Ontology annotation, cellular component: ribosome. Gene Ontology annotation, molecular function: structural constituent of ribosome. Gene Ontology annotation, biological process: translation. The transcript has 4 exons.